CAUCAUGCACUUCAGAUCCUUUAUCUCAUAAGGCUGAGCUUGAAAGCGAGAACAUUUUUGAAACAUUUAAUAACAUGAAACCUUGUAUGGCAUUUAUUCAAACCAGGAAUUGGCAUCUUGUACAUUGUGUCACUGUGUUUCUUCUAAUAUGUGGAGAUUGUACCAAGGCAUUUGAGAUCAAUACUCAAAACCAGAUGAACAGAAAUGUUUCAAAGGGAGAGAAUGUUAUUUUACACUGUGAUGGAAAUCGGACUAGUAAAUCUGAAGAUAUUGGCUGGCGUAAAGACAAGAUUCUUCUUUUUAACUACAGCCCAGUAAUAAACCAAACUGUGAUCAGCUACACAUCAGACAGGAUGUAUGUUGACCCACAAAAUCCAAGAAAACUACAGAUAUCUGAUGUACAGCCUUCAGAUGCAGGAUUAUACUCAUGUUUUCCAUUUGACAAGGAGUGGAUAUUGAUGGUAACAGAUGGUAAUUCAAAAGGUAACUCAACACAACCAUUAAAGCUAAACACCGAAGUCUUCACACUCACCUCAGUUACAGGAGCUGUUGCAAUUGGUCUCAUCAUCUUCUGUACUGUGUGUAUUCACAGUUUUUCAUACAGGAAAUGGAAAAAGAAAGUGAACAUCACUCCACAUGGAGGAGGAAUGAACAACAAUCAGAGCACCAACUAUAUUGAGAGACUUAACUCAGUUUAUGGACAAUAUCAUAUCUGAAGAUUGAGAAUAAUCUGAAGAAUAUUGCAGGUACACUUUACCUGUAUAUGCAUAAUCCAUUGCAUUGCUUUGCUGACAUUUGAUUGAACAACAAUGACAAAACAAAACAUAGUUAUAUACAUAAAAUACACACAGAAAGAUCAUUAAUGUGGCACUGAUGUUGGGUGAGGGGGCAGUACUGUAGGUGUUUCAGUUCAUCCCAAAGGUGUUCAGUGCGAUUGAAGUCAGGGCUAAGUGCAGGACAUGUGAGAUCUUCCAUAUCAGCCUUGGCAAAAUGUGUUCAUGUGUACUGUCAAGCUGGAACAUUGACUGGGUCUCUUAGUAGCAGUGAAGGUAAAUUGUAAUUUUACAGCAUACAAAAACAUUCUCUACAAUUGUCUGGGGAAGAAGCACAUAUCAUAUGUGAUGGACAGCUCUCCACAUACUUUUGUAUAUACACAUCUUUAAUAAAUGUUUAAAUUAUUUGUAAAGUUAUUCAUUUGAAUAAAUGCUAAUUGUUGAUGAUCGCUGAACAAUUAACAAAUGCUUGUUUAAAAUGAAACAUUAAAUGUUUUUAUAAAAUAAUAUUUUAUGAAUAUGAUAAAAUACUGAAAAUUAAAAAAAUAUUUCUUUGUAGUCUUUGUCAACUAAUCCUUCAAGAAAUUUCUUAACUAUACUUGAUAAAA
Tachysurus fulvidraco (yellow catfish) is the source of this 1381-nucleotide messenger RNA. RefSeq lists its product as uncharacterized. Lineage: Eukaryota; Metazoa; Chordata; Actinopteri; Siluriformes; Bagridae. The transcript is spliced from 5 exons. The record is from RefSeq and is a predicted model, not a curated record. The coding region runs from base 75 to 716 and encodes 213 amino acids.